This is a messenger RNA of Penicillium atrosanguineum, 1089 nucleotides long. RefSeq names its product putative MFS monocarboxylate transporter. Gene Ontology annotation, molecular function: transmembrane transporter activity. NCBI's taxonomy places the organism in Eukaryota, Fungi, Ascomycota, Eurotiomycetes, Eurotiales, Aspergillaceae. The record is from RefSeq and is a predicted model, not a curated record. The transcript has 2 exons. Gene Ontology annotation, biological process: transmembrane transport. Bases 1 to 1089 code for a protein of 362 amino acids. Gene Ontology annotation, cellular component: fungal-type vacuole membrane.
AUGUCACCGGUGACCUUCACCUUGCUGACCCGGUAUCCAUAUCUUCAAACAUACUGCGCCCCAGCUGGGCUGGUCAUCACGGUGAUCGGGUCGAUUCUGUCUUCCUUCUCGACGGAAAUAUGGCAUCUCAUCGCUACCCAGGGCGUAAUGUGCGCCAUCGGCAAUGGCCUACUCUGGAGCCCGAGCUCGCUGUAUCUUGAUCAAUGGUUUGUCCGGAAGAAGGGCCUUGCACUGGGCGUAAUGUGGUCUGCGAAGAGUGUUACUGGUGUUGCUCUUCCUUUUAUCGCAGCUUCUUCUCUCGACCGCUUUGGUUCCAGUACUACUUUGCGUGCUUGGGCUGUUGUCACGUUUAUAUCGACAAUUCUCUCCCUGCCAUUCAUGAAACCCCGAAUUCCCGUGUCGCGUUCCUCCACUGCCCGUCGCCUGGAUCUUAGUUUCCUACGCCUGGCCACCUUCUGGAUGCUGCAAGUGGGCAACAUCAUCCAGAGCUUUGGAUACUUCCUUCCCUCGACAUAUCUCCCCUCCUACUCAACUGCAACAAUCGGCUUGCAAGUGACAACGGGCACGAUGCUCGUCUCACUCUUCAACGCAACGUCCGUCUUCGGUGGCAUUGCGCUUGGGAUGCUAUGUGAUCGCUUCGCAGUCACCAAUAUCCUAUUGCUCUCUUCAAUAGGAUCUGCUUUAUCCGUGUUCCUUUUCUGGGGCAUGGCUGGUAACGAAACGUCGCAUACUGGCAUUGCUCUACUUACUCUCUUUUCAAUCAGUUAUGGCUUCUUCGCAGGUGGGUUCAGUUCCACUUGGUCGGGGGUCAUAACGCAGAUUAAACAUGAGUCUUCCCCGUCCCUGGAGACUGGGUUGGUGUUUGGUUUGCUUGCUGGUGGUCGAGGUAUUGGAAAUGUCGUGAGUGGACCACUGAGUACAUUGCUACUUCGCCAGGGGUCUGUGGGUGACCCGAAUGGCCUGGAUUCUGCAACAGGAUACAACACCAAGUAUGGUACUUUGAUUAUUUUCACUGGUGUCACGGCCUUUCUGGGCGCGUGGAGCUGGAUGUGGCGGUACAUCAGCUCUGGCCUGCGUAGUAUAAGUUGA